Lytechinus variegatus (green sea urchin) is the source of this 2070-nucleotide messenger RNA. RefSeq names its product P2X purinoceptor 7-like. Lineage: Eukaryota; Metazoa; Echinodermata; Echinoidea; Temnopleuroida; Toxopneustidae. The coding region runs from base 317 to 1138 and encodes 273 amino acids. The record is from RefSeq and is a predicted model, not a curated record. The transcript has 3 exons.
GGGAUGCUAAAGUCGCUAUUCAUGUACGUUGAAAACCAUUCGCUUGACUUAUAAGGCGCCCAUCUGUAUUGCGAUCAUUUUGGAGCAGCGAAAAAAAUGUUGCUGAGGGUGGGGUAGAUUAUUUUGUUGGAUCGCUGAUCGUUAUUCUUCGGUUCUUCAACUCUGCAUGUACAUACACGCGUCCGAUAUUACUCAAAUUGUGCGAUAGCGAUAUAUCGUAUUAUUAUUGUCGCGGCCAAGUUUGUGUUGUCUCGGUCUCGGAAAUCAGCGUAAAUUUAUCUUCUUGUUGCGAUUUUUCUUUAAUUCAACGAUAGUAAUGAUGGAUUUUGACAUUUCGGACAUCUCUAUCGCCGAUUUGUCUUUGGCCGACGUAGAUAUCGAGGUGGAGGACCCAGUAUGCUGCACGUGUACUGGGUCCUGCUUCUACGGAACGGGGAAAAGAAGUUGCCCCUGCAAGAGCGGGGGGAAAAAUUGCACGAGAGUCUGCCGUUGUGGAGAGAAGCGGCCGUGUCGCAACAGGGCACCAGAUGUGUCUACCUCUGAAUCCAGUGACGAGGAAGCAAGUUCAGGUGCAACACAACCAGUCACCAAGUCCAGACGUCUUGAAACAGCAGAGGAUCAACACAAAGAGACGUUACAGAAAUUUGUGAGUGGUCUGGACACUGAUCAAAGAGGGGAUCUCCUUGUUUCACUGCUAGCAAGAUUUCCAGAGGCAUUUAUGGAUGCCAUGGCUGCCACCCAACCUGAACCUCCGCUACCCUUCGACGACCCAUCCUUGCCAGCUCCACCCUACUGCAGGUGUGGGAAAUGUCGACCAAUGCCAACAGAUGUUGAAAAUGUGUGCUGUGGUUUUGACAUCUGUGUGUCGACAACGCAAGCAUUUGCUGAUGCAGUUCUUAAUGGAAACGUCCUUGCUGCUGCAAUGCGUGCAGCAAACAAUGAAUUUCCCAGAGACAUAGCUCGUUCGAAUGAGUCUUAUCGGCACUAUGCGUAUAAGCAAUUCGUUCUUAUUCACCAUGGCCGUCUUGGUGCAGGAAUCCGGAGAGUUGUUCCAUCGUGUUCGGCACUGAGAAUUCGGCGUAGUUUCCCUGCACCGAAUAACAGAUACAAAGGAUUUGUUGAUGGAGUCCAAGACUAAGUGUCUUAUGUAAUCAUUGUGUUUGUGAGGUGAUGUACAUAUACAUUCUGCCUUCAAGUCAUCGCUCACCUAAUCAGACAAGUAACUUUGAACUUUCUUGCCUGUCUACUGGUUUUUAUUUGCCCCAAGCAAGCGGGUAGGUGGGUUUUUAGAACCCUGCCCCUUGGCUUUUAAAAUGAUUAGGAAUAAUUCUAAAAAUGUAACAAAAUGGAUAACAGUAGCAGCACCCUUAUUGGAAAUUUGAUAAAAAUGGUUAAUGGGGUAAUUUUAUGCCAAAUAGUUAGUAGUUGUAGACAAAGUGGGAUACGACCAUAUGAUAAGACUAAACGAAAAUUAGAGAUUUUCAGUGGUAUUCAGUCUUCAAAAAUCACAGCCUGUCAUGUUAUGUUGCAUAGAAUUUGUGAAAGUUAUUUUUCUAAUGCAAACAAAAUAGUUCAUGCAAAAUUAUGUAUAAAAAACAGACUUUAAUCUUGAAAAUUUAUACAUGAUAACAGUCUUCAUGAAUUAUAAUGAGUUAUAAUGCAUUUAGGCUAUUGUAUUGUUUUAUUAUCAUGUUACAUCAUUGGUUCACAUAAUCUGUAUUAUUGAUAUUUUGCAUCCUUUUUUAUUUCAUUCUUUUUAUGAGAAAUACAUGUGUAGUUAAUAUGAACUGUAAUUUUAUAUUAAGACUUUUGUGUAUCUUAGUGUUAAAUGAAAUAUGUACUCUUGCAAUUUCCUUGCAUAUAAUUUUUUAACAAACUGUGACUUCACCUUGCCUUUUUAUUGUUUAGACAUUUUCUAUUAGAUGUGGAGAUUUUUGUACUUUUGCAACCAGUUUCAAAUUAUAAUAUGCAUGUAGUAUGUUAUACAUGUAUGUGCAGGAUACGAUAGUAUGGUUAUUUAUGUCACCAAGACUGAUCAUAUCUCAAACAUGUGAUUUUUUUUUAUUGUAC